Messenger RNA from Colletotrichum abscissum, 1164 nucleotides. Its product is annotated as efflux pump. The record is from RefSeq and is a predicted model, not a curated record. Gene Ontology annotation, cellular component: plasma membrane. The transcript has 9 exons. The coding region runs from base 1 to 1164 and encodes 387 amino acids. Gene Ontology annotation, biological process: transmembrane transport. Gene Ontology annotation, molecular function: transmembrane transporter activity. Lineage: Eukaryota; Fungi; Ascomycota; Sordariomycetes; Glomerellales; Glomerellaceae.
AUGGAUCGGAACACAGAGCCCGAGUCUGCCCCCAUAUCCACACGAAGAAGAAGGAGCAUUGUGACAAUGACGGAGACACAGCUGCUAUCAAUAGACCUCAGUCUCAUGUCCACAGAGAUGUUCCCGUCUGUCGCCGAGAACGAGAGACAUAGUCCAGGAACAACGAUCACAGAAAAGGAGGCCGGUCCAAGCACGGAGAACGACCAAGAGAAGGGCAAAGGUGCCAAGCUCUGGAUUGUCAUCACAUGUGCUAUUCCAGCGACAACUGACGAGUUUCAUUCUUUGCAAGAUAUCGGUUGGUAUGGCAGUGCCUAUCACGUUUCUAAUGCCGCUUUCCAGCCGCUCACAGGUAAAAUCUACCGCUACUUCAGCUCAAAGUGGUCUUUUUUCGUCUUCCUAGUCUUGUUCGAGAUUGGAUCUCUUGUAUGCGGGGCUACGCCUUCGUCCCUGAUACUGAUCAUGGGCAGAAUCAUCGCGGGGAUAGGAAGUGCGGGCAUGAUGAGUGGUGGCCUGACGAUCAUCGCCGGAUCAGUACCUCUAGAGAAAAGACCUGCUCUUAUGGGACUGGUCAUCGGACUUGCAAACUCUGGCAGCGUUUGCGGUCCUGUUCUUGGUGGAGUACUGACCGACUAUGCCAAUUGGCGUUGGACAUUCUACAUCAACUUCCCGAUUGGCGGCGUCGUCCUUCUGUUUCUGGCAUGGUGCGAGAUUCCCGAUCAGGUGCCGAAACCGAGUCCUAUGGCGGUCAUUGCGAAAUUGCACACGUAUCUAGAUUUUACCGGCUUUUUAUUAUGCGCUGGUGCUGCGGUGUCAUUUCUCACGGCCCUCGAGCUUGGUGGGAACGAAUAUGCUUUUAACAGCCCCACGAUGAUAGAAUUGUUCUGCGGCUCUGCUGUGGCUCUCGUAACAUUCUUGGCCUGGAACUAUCGAAAAGGAGAUGACGGGCUCAUCCCAUCAUCAAUGGCCGGUAAGAGGCCCGUCUGGUCCGCAGCCGCUACAAACUUCACCUUUGUUGGCUCGGCGAUGAUCCAGAUCUACCUGCUCCCGCUCUACAUACUUCCAGGCAGUACAAAGCGCCACGCCGGUUCAGAGCGGGAUCAACGUUUUGCCAAGCAUCUUGUCACAGCUAGCUUUCGCCUACGGCGGAGGCGUGCUAGUCGGUAA